Austrofundulus limnaeus is the source of this 682-nucleotide messenger RNA. RefSeq names its product CD81 antigen. Gene Ontology annotation, cellular component: plasma membrane. The coding region runs from base 126 to 638 and encodes 170 amino acids. Lineage: Eukaryota; Metazoa; Chordata; Actinopteri; Cyprinodontiformes; Rivulidae. The record is from RefSeq and is a predicted model, not a curated record. The transcript is spliced from 6 exons.
GCGGUUCACGCAGUUUUAUAAAGAAGCUGUGUGUCUGUUUGCAGCCAAAGCAGUUUACGAAGGCCUUAUUAGCUCGCAGACUUCAGAAGCUCGUAGUUUUACAAUCCCCUCCUCCUGUCUUCAUCAUGGCUGUGGAUGGAUGUGGACUCGUUUGCAAGUAUAUCCUAAUCAUCUUCAACAUCAUCUUUGCGGUGGUGGGAUUAGCAUUUUUGGGUCUUGGCUUGUGGUUCAGAUUCAGUGAAAGCACCAGGCCUCUCUUCAACAUCGCAGAGUUCAACUCAAGUGCCUUUGUCAUCGGAGUGACUGUACUGAUAGUUCUCGGUGUAAUAAUGCUGAUCGUGGUGACGUUCGGAGACUACGGUGCUUGCAACGAGAAAAGAGGUUCCUUGCAAGUGUUUUCGGCCCUUCUGAUGAUUCUGGCUAUUGCUGAAAUUGUUGUUGGCGUCCUUGCUUACAGCCAACGUGCUAUGGUUGGAAGGAAACUGGGAGAGUUCUACACCAGCUUGUAUAUGCUGUAUGUGAACAGUGGCGACCCAGCCAUGGCCGUCACACUCGCCUUCAUCCAUAACUUGGUAAACUUCAACUUUCUUUCCAUAUGGGAAAGUAAACACAAAUGUUUGUUGUGUUUGUUAAGAUGAUUCAUAUUUCAAAAUUCAGCCUUUUUUUAAAAGUCACAUUUUCC